AUGUGGAAGCCGAUGCGGCGCGGGUCAUCCUGGCUGGGAACCCUGAGCUACGCCGGGGAACAGCCACCCAUGCCGAGGGGCGGGGUGGCGCGUGCGCACAAGGUCGCCGCGGGAAAUUGGAAAUCAGCCGGCCGGGCCGUGGGGAUCUGGCACAGCUCGGACAGGGGCGCGGCGGCUGCCCUGGCACUGCGGCUGCGGGCGGCCCUGCGGGAGGAGGAGCCGAGGGCCGUGGCGGAGCUGCUGCGCCGCGGCGCGGACCCCAACCUGGUGCUCGUGGACGGCGCGGCGGCCAUACACUUGGCGGCCAGAGCCCGGUACCCGCGCGGCCUGUGCUGCCUCCAAGCCCUGCUGCGCGGAGGCGGGGACCCCAACACUCGAUCUGCAGAGGCGCUGACGCCGCUGCACGUGGCAGCUGCCUGGGGCUGUCGCCGUGGCCUGGAGCUGCUGCUGAGCCAAGGAGCGGACCCGACGCUGCGCGACCAGGACGGACUCCGGCCGCUGGACCUGGCCGUGCAGCAGGGGCACUUGCACUGCGCGCGCGUCCUUCGGGAACUGGACCCGGGGACCCGGACCGGGGCAGAGACCCAAGAGCCUGAGCCCGUGCCCGAGCCUGGCAGUCUAGGCCUCUCUGGACCACCUGAUGGGACACUGGACGUGGCAGCACUGCAGACCCAGCUGGGCAGAGGUUAUGGCAGCCACAUGGGCCUGGAGGCUGGCCCGGGGUCCCCCAGACUUCCUGCUGCCCUUGGGGUUGCAGACAAGGAUAGGAGCUCAGCAUCCCCACUAGGAUGCUGGGACUACAGCUCAGAUGAGUCCUUUGUCACCGCUGUUGAGGUCUCUGGAGCCAAGGACCUAGCCCCAGACACUUGCCCCUGGGCUGGGUUAUUGCCCCCAACCAGGCAGGGACUCCUGCUUAGUGUCCGUCCCACCCAGAGGGUACCAAGGUCUCUGGGUGCCACACAGCUAGCACAUGUAGCCGAGAUUGCGUGCAGCGAGGCAGAACUGAAUGCCCAUCUGCAGGCCCUGACUCUGACCUCACCAGAUGCUGCCAGCUUCCCGUCUUCCUCAUCCACAUCUCUCUCGCAUGGAGGUCCAGUUCGUAGGCCCCCACGGACACUGCCCUCUGGACCCUCUGACUUCCACAUCCAGACAGAUGACCAGACAUCUCUUGAUAGUGAUGUGGCUGCCCUCUGGCUGACAGAUGAUGAGGCGAGCUCCACAGGUGACAGGGAUCCUGUCCCCUCUUGCUGGCACCUGCCAGUCCCUGCUAUGUCCGACUUGGAGCUGCUGCAGGGACCUAGAGUGCUUGGCAAGAGUCCUGGCCCCAUCACGCCCUUCACCCAGCAGUACUACCUCCAACGGCUGGAAGAAGCACAGUUGGCUCCUGGCCCAGACUUCUCAGGCCACAGCCCAGAACUGGCCGAGGCUGUGCGGACAGGCCGGAUCCCUCAUGUCCAGACAGAUGAAGAUGCGCUUGCCCAGCAGUUUGAACGGCCAGAUCCCACCAGGAAGUGGCGGGAGGGAGUCAUGAAGUCCAGUUUCACAUAUCUGCUGCUGGACCCCAGGGAAACUCAGGACCUGCCAGCCCGAGCCUUCUCACUGACCCUAGCUGAGUGUCUUCAGACUUUUGUCCGUGCCAUCUUCUAUGUGGGCAAGGGGACACGGGCCCGGCCAUAUGUCCACCUUUGGGAGGCCCUUGGCCAUCACAGGCGGCCAGGAAAACAGGCCUGCCCCAAGGUACGCCAGAUCUUAGAUAUCUGGGCCAGUGGUCGCGGGGUCAUCUCCCUGCACCGCUUUCAGCACGUGGUUGCCGUGGAGGCUUAUACGCGAGAGGCGUGUCUUGUGGAUGCACUAGGGAUCCAGAUGCUGACCAACCAGAAACAAGGGCACUGCUAUGGAGUGGUGGCAGACUGGCCACCCGCUCGGCGCCGGCGCUUGGGAGUACACCUGCUGCACCGUGCCCUCCUUGUCUUCCUGGCUGAAGGAGAGCGAGAGCUGCGACCUCAGGACAUCCAGGCCCGCGGCUGAGUGCUGGGGAAUCGGCCAUCCAGCCUGGGUAGAGAUCAGGGUGUAUGAAUGUCCCAUCUGCCCCUGCUGAGAGCUCCCCUCUCUGCUUUCAGAAGGCGCAGGCACAUGUGUGUAUGUGUGCGUGCAUGUGUGUAGGGAGCGCCUGGGCAGAUCCCCCUCAGGCUGAGGGAGGCCUUUGUUACAGGGAGGUAGGGAGCGCCCUGUCGAGGAAGACAGGUGGGGAAUCAGAAGAUGCCUUGGCCGUUUAGUGCUGUCUAUGUGGAUGGAGUCCACUUUAAUCUCCCAGACACAGGCACCCACAUUAUGGGAUGGACUGGGGGCUUCCUUAGCUACACUCAGAGUAUCUGUCCAGCUCGAGAGCCAGGUUCCCUGCUUCCCAGCUGUGGGACCUCCGACCAGUAAUUUAUCUGUCUGAGCCUCAGUGUCCUCAGCUGUACAGUGGGGCAGGGAGAGGUCCUAUCCUCUGGGAGUCAUUGUAGGGAUUAAAUGAGGUCGUGUGGGUAAAGGCUGUGGCUCAGAGACCACCACUGAGGCCCCAGGUGGAAAAAUCCCCAUGGAAGGGGAAGUGGGCAGGCAUCUCCAGGGACCGUUUAUGUGAUGAUGUGUAGGCAGGGCCAGGGAGGUCGUGUGGGGGUAGAUGUGAGAGACCAGCCCUCCUUGGGGUCGCUGGUGUUGCUUCUCUGAACCUGUUUCUUCCACUAUAAAAUGGGAUUAACAGGCCAGGCAUGGUGGCUCAUGCCUGUCAUCCUAGCA
This is a messenger RNA of Lemur catta (Ring-tailed lemur), 2781 nucleotides long. RefSeq names its product ankyrin repeat and LEM domain containing 1 (gene ANKLE1). The record is from RefSeq and is a predicted model, not a curated record. The transcript has 9 exons. Gene Ontology annotation, molecular function: protein binding; endonuclease activity. Lineage: Eukaryota; Metazoa; Chordata; Mammalia; Primates; Lemuridae. The coding region runs from base 1 to 2028 and encodes 675 amino acids.